Messenger RNA from Acanthochromis polyacanthus (spiny chromis), 7719 nucleotides. It is a transcript of the gene kcnd1, whose product is annotated as potassium voltage-gated channel, Shal-related subfamily, member 1. NCBI's taxonomy places the organism in Eukaryota, Metazoa, Chordata, Actinopteri, Pomacentridae. The record is from RefSeq and is a predicted model, not a curated record. Gene Ontology annotation, biological process: protein homooligomerization; potassium ion transmembrane transport. Gene Ontology annotation, molecular function: A-type (transient outward) potassium channel activity; protein binding. The transcript is spliced from 8 exons. Bases 1151 to 3067 code for a protein of 638 amino acids. Gene Ontology annotation, cellular component: voltage-gated potassium channel complex; membrane.
AGGAAUCAAAGAAUCUCAGAGAAUUUAUUUGCAUUGAGUUCCUUCUGUGGAGCCUGAAUAGUUUGUAAUCUGACACCAGAGUAAAUACUCUAGUCUGUGAAGUAAUCUGAUUACUGUGAGAUGAUGCACUUCAGAGUCCUUUAAGUGAUUCUGCUGUAGUGCUCCGUCCAUCCAUUUCUCCUCCUGUUUCCUCUAACCUCCAGUUUUCCCGCCUCCUCUCCUUCCUCUUCACUUUGUGCUCACUUUCUGUCUCUUUUCUGUUUGUGUGUUUCCUGACAGGACGGCCAUACAUGGACAUGCAGUCACCGCCUGAAGCCUCUCCACAAACGCCACUGAUGCCCCGCCGGCUCCCAUGAAGGAGGCAGUAAAACACAGAGACAGAUAAAGGGAAAAUUAGAGAGGGCAAAACAGCAAGCAACGGCAGAAAGAGAGGAACCUGCAGAUCCAUAAUCUCCACAGCAGAGAAACACUUAGAGGGCGGCAGGCGAUUCUGUCUAUCUUGCAACUUCAGGGACCAUCAUCACAAUUUAAUAAAAAUUUGAAAGGCUGCGGCGCUGCAACAAAUCUGUCUUCAGUGGGUGAGAGAGCUCGACUCAGACAGGAGGGAGGCCAGACACAAAUAUUUUAACGCUUUCCUUGCAGGAUUCUGUAGGAAUUCCCUGCAGCAAUAAAUCUGUCACGGUAAUAUCCUGGAAGCCCUUUAUUACUGUUUUACACGUGUUCCACUGCUCCGAGGCUGCUGGGAUUUAAAGUUCUGUUGUUCUGUCAGGAGAUUUCGUGUCCUGAAGUGGAACGUCCUGCCGUUUAGGAGAAUCGACCAACAGCUGGACAGAAAACGGAAUUUUUCCAGCCGGUUCUCAACAUUCAGAAGGUUUUUGGAACUUUUAUUGCGUAAAGAACCGGGAUCUUCAGAAUAAAAGACGGGCGUCUCCGUCCGAUGCCUUCCUGUUCCUCCCCGGAGGUUUUUUCAUGGCUUGACACCUGACUGCCCUCCUCCCUCCUCCCCCAUCCUCCCCCGCCAACAUGUCCGCCGCCCUCACCUCCCAGCCGGGCCUUUAACCGAGACGCUCACCUGCAACCCGUCACCUCCACCUUCCCCUCCGCCCACCGAGGACGCCGCUGUCAGACUCGCUGCAGGCUUUGAUGCAAGAUGGCGGCCGGCGUGGCGACGUGGCUGCCGUUUGCGCGGGCGGCAGCGGUGGGAUGGCUGCCGCUGGCCAAGAAGACGAUGCCCAAACCUCCAGUGGACAACUCCUCCAGAUCAGACGAGAUCCUCUACGUCAACGUCAGCGGGGUCCGCUUUCAGACGUGGAAGAACACUCUGGACCGUUACCCCGAGACGCUGCUGGGCUCUUCGGAGAAAGAGUUCUUCUACAACGAGGACACGCAGGAGUAUUUCUUUGACCGAGACCCCGAGAUGUUCCGACACAUUCUGAAUUUUUACCGCACCGGGAAGCUCCACUAUCCACGAAACGAGUGUAUCCAAGCCUUCGAUGAGGAGCUGGCCUUCUACGGUAUCGUGCCCGAGAUCAUCGGAGACUGCUGCAUGGAGGAAUACCGGGACAGGAAAAAGGAGAACCAGGAGCGCCUGGCCGAGGACACAGAGGCCAAUGAGGCGUCGGACGCCCCCCUGCCGCCCCACAGCACCUCCAGGGAGCGUCUGUGGCGAGCCUUCGAGAACCCCCACACCUCCACCAUGGCGCUGGUCUUCUACUACGUCACCGGCUUCUUCAUCGCCGUGUCCGUCAUCGCCAACGUGGUGGAGACGGUUCCCUGCCGGCCUCCCAAGGGCAGCGUGAAGGACCUGCCGUGUGGAGAGAAGUACCAGCUGGCCUUCUUCUGCAUGGACACGGCCUGCGUGCUGAUCUUCACCUUCGAGUACCUGAUGCGUCUGUUUGCCGCGCCCAGCCGCUGCAAGUUCAUGCGCUCAGUGAUGUCGGUGAUCGACGUGGUGGCCAUCAUGCCCUACUACAUCGGACUGGUGAUGCCUGAGAACGAGGACGUGAGCGGCGCCUUCGUCACGCUGCGAGUGUUCCGCGUCUUCCGGAUCUUCAAGUUCUCGCGCCACUCGCAGGGCUUGCGGAUUUUAGGCUACACGCUGAAGAGCUGCGCCUCGGAGCUGGGCUUCCUGCUCUUCUCCCUCACCAUGGCCAUCAUCAUCUUCGCCACCGUCAUGUUCUACGCCGAGAAAGGCACCAAGGGCUCCACCUUCACCUCCAUCCCCGCCUCCUUCUGGUACACCAUCGUCACCAUGACGACGCUGGGAUACGGUGACAUGGUUCCAAACACCAUCGCUGGGAAGAUCUUUGGGUCGAUCUGUUCUCUGAGCGGCGUUCUGGUCAUCGCCCUGCCGGUUCCCGUCAUCGUGUCUAACUUCAGCCGGAUCUACCACCAGAACCAGAGGGCCGACAAGAUGAGAGCCCAGCAGAAAGUGCGUUUGGCUCGGAUCCGCAUGGCAAAGAAAGGAACAACCAACGCCUUCCUCCAGUACAAAGAAGACAGAGCCAUCGGGGACCGGGACAGUGACAGCACAGCUCUGUGUGUGAAGAACCGAUCGGCCUUCGAACACCAACAUCACCACCUGCUGCACUGUCUGGAGAAAACCACGAACCACGAGUUCACCGAUGAGAUGACCUACAGCGAGCUGUGCAUGACCGAGUCGGUGGGCUUCAGGACCAGUCGCAGCACCUCCCUGUCCAGCCAGCAGGGGGCGCAGAAUAACUCCACCGGCUGCUGCCCCCGCCGGGCCCGAAGAAGAGCCGCUAUGAGGCUAGCUAACUCCACGGUGUCCGUCAGCCGAGGCAGUGUCCAGGAGCUGGACAUGCUGCACGUCAAGACCACCUCCAUACCGCCGCAAACUCGCUCCAGUCUGAACGCCCAGUCUGAUGACCUGAAGCUGAACUGUGGAGAACAAGACUUCACCGCCGCCAUCAUCAGCAUCCCCACGCCGCCUGCCAACACGCCGGACGAGAGCCUCCCGCCGUCGCCAGCCCCCAUCCCCGGUAUCCUGCGCAACACCCGGGCCACAGCCUACACCCACGACACCGUCAAGAUCUCCUCCUUAUAACCUUCACCCGCCGACCGUCCUGUCCUCACCCGUCCCUCGGCCCCAACAGCCACUUCCACCUGAUCUACUUUGAGCCUCUGAUCCUGGUCCAGGGCGCCGCCGGCUCGGAUUCUGAAACACCGUGGAUUGUUUUCUGUGGAUUACAUGGAACCAGCGGACCAGUUAGAAGACAAAAUGUACAGCAACAUAAACAUGGCUGCCACCCGGAGCUCUGAGGGCAAGCUAGCGCUAAAGGCUCAAAGAUGAAGUUUUCCUCCUCAAACUUUCCCUUCAUGCAUUUCAGCCUCACCACACACCUACCCCAUCUGCCCCCGCACAAUCUGACCUGUUGGAUCUCUUUGCACAAAACCCCUCGAAGGUUCAUUGAGGGGCGUCAAUGGAAUAGACUCUUAAAGGCGCCGACACCUUCUGAAGGUUUGGAUUUGUUGGCGCCACCUUCAGACUUCAUGCUUUAUAGGAGGACAGUGGUCGUAUUUUUGAUCUCAGCCUGGUUUGAUUAGACGAAUGGACGGUUAGUUUGGAAAAGACGGUUUGUAGGAAACCGAACAACCUUCUUUGGAUGUUGGAGAGAAACUAAUGAUGAGUGUGGAUUGGUGUUUUAGCAUUACUCAGAUCUUUUAUUUGGACUGACUUGUUUUUCUUUCCGAUGACGGACUCCAUCUUCAGGGAAGCAACAGCUGAGAACUUUGUUGGUUUAAACCCAGACAAGGACAAAAUGUGAAUCUUGGGUCUGAUGGAGUUUGGGAAUACGUGUGGACGAUCUGGGGAAGCACUUCAGGUUACAAAUUUCAACCAGAAUGAGGAAAUCAUGAGCGAGAACUCUUAAGGUUUUAUCAGAAUCCAGCUGGAUGAGUUGAAGAACGACACAGAAACACACAAACUGAACUGAUCUUUGUGAUUUCAAGGAGCUGAACUGGACUAAAGCUGAGCUUUUCUACUUUUGUUUAGCUCAGUUUGGACUUCUGGACUGGAUUACGAGGUUGAUGAGAACUGGUCUGAUGUAGCUCCAAAGUGUUCGUCACUGACGCCCAGACCGGGAUCGAGAGAAGGCCUUUUACUUUUCAAAAUAUGCAACAUUACAAAAAGCAGGAAAAUAGCAUCAACAAAUGAAGCGAAUAAUAUUAGUAACAGUAAUAAUGUGUGUUUAAGAACUACAGUAAUUAUCGCAGCAGGGAACAAAAUGUAAAGCAACUAAGAAAUUCACUCGUUAUGUGAGAAAACAUAACGAGUUUCUGCAAUAGAUUUAACAGGGAAAGGAAACGCCGAUCGCUCGCCGGCCUCCAGGUCCGAUCCAAUGACGCGCACUUCAGAAAAAUGAUCCUCAUCGGUGGAAAAAGUCGCCGCGCUGGAUUUAACUCCACUUUUAUGAACUUUAAUGUCUGAGCUCCACCAGCUCGGAGAGUUUUCCAACAUCUGCUCACCUGCAAAUCACCAACACCAAACUGAAACCUUCAGAUAUUAUUUAUUCCCGUAUUUAUUUCCCUCUGAGGGUGAUUUUCUGGUUGGGGCAGCUGAUCACAGCAGCUGGGGGAAGGUUUGGUGAUUUGCUGGUGGAAACAUCUGAAACACAGUCGAGAAAAGUCUUUAAAAGAUUUCAUUUUCCUCCCAAAAUGCCUUUAACCCUUGAAGUGGGUCAGGUUAAAGAGCUCGAGGUAAACGAGUGUAAAACAUCACAUAUUAGGACAAAACAUGUCCAAACUGACAAACUCUGGUCAAAAUGACUAGAAAGUCGUCCAAAAUCACCCCAAACCUUCUGAAAUGAUGAAAAUAAGAGUAAGGGUUUAAAAAAUGAGCAAGAAGUUGUAAAAAAAUACUUGAAACUCUUUCAAAAUUGCUGAACACUUUUCCAGAACAUCUGGAACCUUGUUUACAAUGAGGUGAAAUUUGUCCAAAGUGCCUCGAAAAUUUGUCUAAAAUGACUGGAAACUAAAAAGCAGUUAAUGAACUGACUUUGUCGGAAAUGACUGGAACCUGGUCCAGAAUGAGCUGAACUUGAUCUAAAAUCACUCAAAAGGUGUUCAGAGUUUCUUAAACUUUGACUCAAAGUGUUUUAAAUUCGUCCCUAAUGAUUUGAAAACAUCUAAAAUGCCUCAGUAACCAUCCUAAAUGUCGCCUCCUCGUGUUGAAUCUUUUCCGAUGCUGCACGCCGUCGGCCAUGUUUGACCUCAGCCGCGAAAAGUCGAAGCGUUUCCUCGACCUGCUCAGAAACGACGCGAGACAACGACGUACAUACUGUAACAUAUUUUGUAUCAUAAACUUUCACCUGCAUCUUCCAAUCAAACCCUCGAACCAAAAAAACAAAACAAACAAAAAAAAGACAAAAGAUCGAUGGAAGUCGUCGGCAGGCGUCCGUCCGUGCAUGAGCCUCGUACAGUAGAAGUAGCACUACUGAUCAUAGGAUUAUCAACCAUAUCAGAAAAAACACGACACGUGGGGAAGACGUCAUCCGGUGUUUGCAUGAAGACUCUUAGUUUCCCCGUUGGUUUGUUUUCUUCAUCCUCCACCCAAACCUUUUCCAGACGAGUGUUCGCACCACCGAGCAGAUUAUCCGAAACGUUCAGGCAUGUUCCCGCCAGAAUGCAGAGUGUGUGCGCCGCCGGCUGUUUGUUUGUAUGAAGGUGUUUGUAUGAUGAGCAGUCACAAAUAUGCAUGGAUACCGUUAUAGGUAUUUUAUCUGUUUUCUCCUGCAGUUCGAAGACGGAGAGUCGAGACUGAACGAAGCGAGAGUUGUUUGCUUGGUGUUACUGCUUCCACUGUGUCGCCUCCAUCUUUAUCGUCCAGCAACAGAAAAAAGUCCUGGAUCUGCUGAAAGUAACCAGAAAAACAAGCAGUUUGAGUCCACGUUGUUUGCAGUGUUUUUACUGAUUAAAUCAACACUCCGAGUUUAUAAAUGUCAUUUAAUGUCGUCAUGAAGCUGCCAAAACGUAUAAAACAGCAGCAAUUGUUACCAUCCAAAUUCACAUAUUUCUUCCUUCUAAGUUGUGAAUAAUUCUCUUUAUAAAUGUUGUAAACUGACUGUAGUUACGACCUCCAGCCACCAGGCGGAGACAGAUAAAUGGUAAAAAUAUUGAGAAAGUCCAAAUGUCAGUACUAUAAGUUUAUUAAUGAUGAUAAUUUAACUCUAAACAAAAAAUAAAUAAUCAGACCUUUAGUUCACGUUGUUGCGUUCAGGAAAUCUCUUUGAAACUGGUAAAAAAAUAGUUUAAAUUAAUUAAUGUCCCUUUUCGUCUUCUAUACAUACGGAAGCCAACAACAGCCCAGCAACUAUUCUUUUUGAAAUUUUCCUCUCACUGAUUUGUUUUGUAAAAUCCAUCCUUCUGUUGUUCUUGUUGUAUCGAACCAUAACUCAAGAUAAAUAAAUAAUAAAACAGCAAACAUGGCCGCUCUUGGCUCCCUUACCUACAGAAGAAUAGAAAAUAACUCAAAAAAACUAAAUAUCUGCACUCAUGGUUGGUUUUGGCUUCCAUAAUAACUAGAGUAACUUUUUAACUCCAUUUUCUUGUGAUAAAUUAUUUUGUUAUCUCAAGUAGUCAGACUUUUGUUUUCCAGACAUAGAAACCGUAACGUUAAACUCACAGUCGCACUAAUUGUCUUCCGUACAAAUACGAAUGUUUUGGUCGUCACUGUUUCAACAACGUUUAUUUCUUGAGAAAACUGACUUUUGUUUACUCGAGGUAAAGAAAUAAUUUGUGAUUUUAAAAAGAACGCGUUCUUGGCUUCCAUACAAAUAAUAAAGAUUUGCUGAGCUCACAGCUUUCUCAUAAUAAAGGAUUUAGCUGUGGAGACAUCAGGGUUGUUUUCUGUAAGUUGUAAUGUCGGUUAAUUUGUGCAGAUAACUAAGUGUAAAGUUACUCAUUUCAGUGCAUUUAUAUUUCUGACUUUUCGUCUUCAUCUGAGGAACGAAUCAAAGUGACGUUAAACAUAUUAACGUUCAUGCCGGGGCUGAUGGGUAAACCGGCUCUGGAAUAAGUUCCACGACUGCCCAGAAUUUUAGCAUUUUGAAGUGAUGACGUCAUAUUUUUACCGACACUGAAGCUGUUAAUGAAUCAUGUGAAAUGAAUUCAGCAGCACACAUGAUGGAGGUCUAAGAACUGGGUCAUAACAACGUGUUAAAAUUAGAAAAUUAUUUUCAGUUUUAGCCAGAUGCUGUACGUCAGUUUCACUUUCAGUGGGAGAUUUAGAGGUCAGACUCUUCAGUUUGAAGCACUGACUGCUUUUAUUUACAUACAAAAUCCAGUAAAUCAUGUAACAUAAAAAAGAAACUAAAUUAUUUUUUCAUUUAGCCGGUCGCCACAGGCUGCACAGGAUUUCUUCUUUUCAUAUGUCUUCAUCUUUUCAUUCAGGAAGUCUUCUUGAGACACCUUUAGGCUGAUUUAGCUCUCAGUGUUUUUAGUUAAAGGCAGCUCAAGGUGCUGAGUUUUCUCUCUAACAGCCGGUUUUACACAUCAGCCUUACAUCUAAAGGUCACGUUUUCACAUCUGGUCAGACUAAACGUGACAAACAAACAGAGGACAGUGAAUAAAGGAUGGAGAUGGAGGCAACACUUCAGUCUCAGAGGGACGAAUGAAUGAAUGAAUGAAUGAUGGAGAAAACAGCAUUAAAGCACAGAGGUGUAUAUUCCAUUCCACUAAUAAAGACAACAGAAACCAGAA